Messenger RNA from Phalacrocorax carbo (great cormorant), 1376 nucleotides. Lineage: Eukaryota; Metazoa; Chordata; Aves; Suliformes; Phalacrocoracidae. The record is from RefSeq and is a predicted model, not a curated record.
UCAUCGUCCCCACCGCGGCCCCCCGCCGCGGGGCGGGGCGGGCUUGAGGGGGGGAUGGGAAAGGCGCGCGGCCCCUUUAAAUUUACCCAGGAGCCCUUAAAGGAGCCCCAGGGGCCCCACGGCGGCGUCCCCACCCCGGCCGGCCCCUGCCCGCCGCCGCCGCCGCCGCCCCGGGCCCCGCCAUGGAGCCCCCGCACCCCCACCCCGACCCCGGCCCAGUCCCGCACCCGGACCGCCCAGCCUCCCCGCCAGAGCCGGGACCGCGGGGGGGCCGUCGGAGCUCGGACCACUGCGAAGCUCGAGCGUCGCGACCGGGUCGGAGCCGUAUCCCGGGUCGGGAUCACCGUCGGUAUUACCACGAGCGUUGGCGAGCCGAAUACCUGAUGGAAUUCAACGCGGCGCGACACGGGAUGCUCUGCAUGGUCUGCGGCAGCGCCCUCGCCACCCUCAAGCUCAGCACCAUCAAACGCCACAUCCGGCAGAAACAUCCUUAUUCCGGCGCUUGGGGACCCCGCGAGAAGCAGCUCGUCCUCCGUUCCUGGGACGCCCAUUUGGGGCUCCGCGCUCGCCCUGACGGACCCCCCGGCAGCGGCCACGGGACAGGCCCCCCGGCCCCCGGCCGCCCCCGCCGCCGUCCCCCGUCCCCGCGAGACGCCAAACCGUCCCCCCGGGGGGCGGCGGUGCCGAGGGGACGCCCGGGGGGUGACUCGCUACGGGGGUGGCUUCGCGCCGAGCUGCUGCUGGACCUGGAGGCCGGGGGGAACCGGCUGCGGUGCCUCCUGUGCGCCCGCGCCCUGCCCUCGCUGCACCUCGGCGACAUCCGCCGGCACGCGCUGGCCGCCCACCCCGGCACCCUGCGCCUGGGGCCCGCCGAGCGCGGGGAGCUGCUGCGAGCCUGCCGGGCCGCGGGACGGCGGCGGGACGCCCCGCAGCCCCCCAGCCCAGCCGUGGAGGAGGAUGAGGAUGAAGCAACCACCGAGGCCGAAGCAGCCGCUGCAGCGGACGAGGGGGGGGCGGGGGUUACAAGGGGGGCCGCGCCGGGGGGCUGUGGCAGCCGCAGCCCCCCCAUUUUCUCCAUGCACCCCGGAGCCCCCCCUGCCUGCACGGCCUGAGCCCCUGGGGAAUGGGGAUACUGGGGGGGGGGGAAUGACAGAGACCCACCCCCCAGUGCCCCCCAGAGCUCCCCAGUAUCACCAGUGCCCCCCCGCCCCUCAAAAGCGGCACUUAUGGGUCCCCUUGAUGGUGUCACCGGUCCCCAACAUCCCCCCCCCCCCCCCAUGGUGUCACCCUAUUUAUGCGUGUGUGUCCCUUUUAUUUUUCUAAGCCCCCCCCCCUUUUUUUUGUACGUGACACCCCUCAAUAAACCCAUUCCUGGA